UGCUGUGAGCUUUGACGCUGCGCGCGAAGGAAAAACGGUGCAAGUUAACAAACAGAAAUGGCGAGGAGGUGCGUUUUAGGUUGUGGUUCUCCCGAAACCCUUUUCCCAAUCCCCAAAAUACCUUGGUUGCGGUCACGAUGGCUCGGUUUUUUGCAUUUCGAGGAUGGAGGGAUAUCAGAGAGAUCGCGGUUGUGCUCGAAGCACUUCACACGCGAAUGCUUCAAGAAUUGGACACAACACGAAAUGGGUUUUGUCAAAUAUCUGUCAUUAACAGAUACGGCUGUCCCAUCAGUCUACACCGUUGGUUCCUCACAAAGUUUGAAGCCCCAAACAAGAGAUGUGGCAUGUCAAUGUGAUGCACCAUAUUUGAAGAGCGUGUCGCUCCAAACAAUAAAACAAAAGCUGAAAAGACGGAGUAAAGCGAUUCAAGUAAAUCCUUUUGGACACUCUGUUGGCAUCUAUUGUUCCGAGAGUGUUGGCACAUGUCUUGAACCUUCAUGUUUCACAUCAACACCAAUUAAAAGGCCACAAAUUGAAGACACCACAAUCAAUGACAGCUCAACAUGCACCUCAAAGCAAUUGUCAGAUGUCACCUAUGAGCCUGAUAUCGCUCAAGAAGGCAGUGAAAAGUCUGUUCACACUGCCUCCACAAAACACAGUGGAACAGCCAGCCAUUCAUCUGAAAUACACCAGCUGGAAAUCUGCAUUUGUCGGCGGCAGUAGCCUUCAGUGGAGCAUCUUGCAUACAGAUCCACAAGGUCUUUCUCCAGCCAGCAAUCUUGUGGCACUGGAGGUCUGAACAAAAUACAAUGUUGGAGAGGGCAAAGGCAUUCUGAAAAUACUGUUGUCUUGGAUGGUGACAUGAGAGCUGAUUCAACAGGUUUGUGAAUUUUGCGUCAUAAAUAAUGAUUUUCAGUUUUAUUUACUCAUUCAAACCAAUAUGUAUGCAUUCUGAAAUGUCUGCAAACAUUGGAUAAAAUGUUGUACAAUGUGACAAGCUUGCUUAAAGGGAUAGUUCACUCAAACCUCUAAGACUAAGACCAUCUUCAGAACACAAGUUAAGAUAUGUCUGAUGAAAUCCAAGAGUAUUCUUACCCUCCAUAGACAGCAACACAACUGAAAUGUUCCCAGACCCAGAAACUUAGAAUGGACCUCGAUUAAAAUAGUCCAUGUAACAACAGUGGUUCAACCGUAAAUAACAACUUUACAAUUCUUCUCCUCCUCAUCCCGUCUGCUGCGGCAUAUUUUACUCUGUAGUGUUGCUAAUUUACUCUAAUAUAAAUGCUAUGUAUUCACACAAAGACCAGACAUUAGUCAGUUGGCUACACAUUAAAAUGCACAAAUUCACAAAUUUUCGAGAAGCUUUUUUUGUCAUCUUAUCCUCUUUCACCCAAUAUAUUUACUUGAAGUACAACUGAGAUUUUAAAAUAAAUAUUUUAAUAAUUAACACAUUUGCAUGUUCACGGUUGUCUGACAUUGGUUAUGGUCACGACAUGCAGGUAAACAAAAUACACCAAUAUUUCAUUUUCUUAGUAGGUUUUUUAAUUUUUUAAAUGAUUUAGUUGUUUAAUAAUAAUUAUUUAAAUCAUAAAAUGUUCGUUUUUCAUUCAACUCAAACCCCCUGCAGUUCCUACACAAACCCAGUUUGGGAAACCUUGAUGUAAAAUAAUGUUUAAAGCACAUUAUGUGGUAAUAACAAAUGGAAUAUAUUUUCUUACUCUUUGUAUUUUUAUAUCAAUAUGGUACAAGAUUAUCCUAUUUAAAUCAAUAUGAUAAAUGCGUUAGGACAAAAGUGAUCUAAAAGCAAUCUGAUUAUAUUACCUAAAAUGUGUAAUGUAAUGGAUUAAGUUGGAUUAAAAUAAAAUUUUUGUCAUGUAAUUUGGAAUCAGUGAAGGAUUACAUUUAGUAAAUAAUCUACCAAGCUCUGUCUGCCAGAUGUACAGUAUAUUUAAACAGUUCUAGGCUGCUAUUCUAUUCUAAAUCCUAUUAAAAUGUAAUUAAACACCGGUUAAUUCAAUAUGAUAUAGUGUUACCAUUGGGAGACAUCCAGAUGCACUCGAGGGUGAACCUGCUUCACGUCCAGGGUGACCGUUGGUACUCUCCGAAGUUAAUGGUUCAAACAUAGGGCCUGAUUCCUGCGACAGAAUGGUCCUCCCUGUACUCCUGCUUCUCCUAUUCUCCAAACAAAAUUCUUCUCGCUGGAACUGGUGGUGUGUCAGGUGGUUAGUUUUCGACAAUUGACUGCAAACAGAUCUGCCUCCAUGAAUGAAACGCCUACUUUACUACAUCCAAUCAGGUCGCAGUAGAAAAAAAUAAGCCCUGCCCUCUGUUUUUCUUAUUCAAUAUGCCGUUUCUCUCGGAAGUACGUCACAAUAUGGAAGUAAAGUUGCUCACAACUUCCGGUUCACGCGGACUGAUACUGGUAGGUUUCUGUGGGAAAUACGAGCCUGUCGCCGUUCAUCUUUGCGUCAUUACGUCACGUCUGUAUACCUAAAGGAGUCCCAGCUAAUAGCCUAUAUCGCAUGUGAGGAAGCUGCAGGUGGCGGAUCAUUUAUAGCCUUUUAUCACAGCAUCUGAAAUUAAACUAAAUCAUAUUGAUGGUGGAUUGUAAUCCAGAAAGGUCCAUACAAGAAUCAUCAGUGACAACUGGAGAUUCACCUGUAGUCACCAGUAGUCUACAGGUAACGCUAAUACACACUAUAUACAUGUCGUCAGGCAAUGCUGGUUUUUAACAUUAACAAUUUGAGAACAAAGUAUAACAAUAAUAAUAAUUUGUACGGUUUGAUGUGAUAUGAGCUAAGCGAUUGUUAAGAUUUAAUCACCAGUGGUACCGUGAUGCUUUUUUUUUUUUCUUAGUUGGUCAGAACAAAAGUGGCAGACUCGCUUGUUCAGAUGACAUUUUCUGGUGAAAAUUCUUAUUUAGGUCAUAUUUCCAAGACGUAAAAUCUGUGAUUCUGAAGUGCAGUAUCCACACCGGUGCAGUCAGGGUCACCGUUAGGGGGGAUGCAGAGUAUGCCAGGCAUAUGGGCCCAGACCGCUAGGGGGCCCCAAAUUACGACUUUGGUUAUUUAUUUUUUAUUUGAGCGCGUCUUCUAGCACUUUAAAGGACAGAUACACCUUGCCUUUUUGUUUUUUUUUUGUAUGGCUGUUCAUAAUAUUUUUUUAUUAAAUGUGACCAAAUUUCAUUGUGAAUGAAUGACAUUCUUGAACUGACCCGCAUGUGCAAAAGAACAAGAAGACAGCAUGUCAUACUGAAGUAAACAUGGAGGCCACUGCAUUUUAAUAGUUUACCCAAAUUUUACGCGUUUACUCUUUCAUUUAUAAGCUGAUGUUCCUCGCUUUUAUUCGCUUUAUAUGCAUGUGCGCAUUUAUAUGCUCACUCUCCUCACGACUCCUGCAGCUGAUCUGAGAUGCGACUGUUGUUCGACACACUGCAUUGUUCAAAGUAAAAAAAAAAAAUUUAAAAAAAAAGUUAAACUUUGAUGUUAGUUUUAAUAAAUAAAAAAAAUGGUAAAAACAAGAAAAUGUAUCUGUCAUUUCGUUCUUUUUGCUGUAUCGAAAGCUUCGGCUUAGGCCGAACCGUGACACCACUGUGAGUCCUAUCGAAACGAACUCACUGAUCUUGACUGAAUAACGUAUGAUUAAUCUAUAGCCUAUUCCAUUUAUACAGUGAAGAAUAUGCAAUGUUAUUUUACAUUUGAUUAUUUAAUUUCUGUACUUGGAACACCUACAAAUCUAAAAACCCAAAACGUCUUUAAUUUGUAUCUUUGUUCUAUUUAUUUAUUUGUGCUAUUGCUUGUAAUUUGUUCAUUUGUUUUUCUUAAUUUAUAUUGAC
This is a messenger RNA of Onychostoma macrolepis, 3835 nucleotides long. RefSeq lists its product as uncharacterized. NCBI's taxonomy places the organism in Eukaryota, Metazoa, Chordata, Actinopteri, Cypriniformes, Cyprinidae. The transcript is spliced from 5 exons. The record is from RefSeq and is a predicted model, not a curated record. Bases 58 to 723 code for a protein of 221 amino acids.